AGGAUAUGAGUUACGACACUUAGGGGUGUUACCCUCUUUCUUCAGAUCUGUGGGGUUAUCGCGUAACAUACCAUGUCACAUGAUUUGACAAUGCAGGAAAAAAAACUCAACUCGGUUUCAUUGGCUUAAAUAUAGUUCAGGACAACACAUACGAAGUGAAGAUGAGGAAGUACUGUGUAGUAUAGGAAAUAGAAGCUUUUAAAGAUAAUUUACUGUAAUGUGAAACUGGCUUGUUAAGUCCUGAUAAAUGAGUAGAAGUACCGGAGAAGAUUCUUUAUUCUUGAAUUAAGAGAAAGGGACUGUGAAAGCACAUCAGCAACAUGGCCAAUGCCCUGGCCAAUGCCACCUGUGAGCGCUGUAAGGGUGGUUUUGCACCCGCUGAGAAGAUUGUGAACAGUAAUGGUGAGCUGUACCAUGAGCAGUGCUUUGUGUGUGCACAGUGCUUCCAGCAGUUCCCAGAAGGACUUUUCUAUGAGUUUGAAGGAAGGAAGUAUUGUGAACAUGAUUUUCAGAUGCUUUUUGCCCCUUGCUGUCAUCAGUGUGGUGAAUUCAUCAUUGGCCGAGUUAUUAAAGCCAUGAAUAACAGCUGGCAUCCCGAGUGUUUCCGCUGUGACAUCUGCGAUAAAACUUUGGCAGAUAUUGGGUUUGUCAAGAAUGCAGGGAGACAUCUGUGUCGCCCCUGUCAUAAUUGUGAGAAAGCCAGAGGCCUCGGGAAAUACAUUUGCCAGAAAUGCCAUGCCAUCAUCGAUGAACAGCCACUGAUAUUCAAGAAUGACCCUUACCAUCCAGAUCAUUUCAACUGUGCCAACUGCGGGAAGGAACUGACCGCUGAUGCCCGGGAGCUGAAAGGGGAACUAUACUGCUUGCCAUGCCACGAUAAAAUGGGAGUCCCCAUCUGUGGCGCCUGUCGACGGCCCAUCGAGGGACGCGUGGUAAAUGCCAUGGGCAAGCAGUGGCAUGUGGAGCAUUUUGUUUGUGCCAAGUGUGAAAAGCCAUUUCUUGGACAUCGCCAUUAUGAGAGGAAGGGCCUGGCGUACUGUGAAACCCACUAUAACCAGCUAUUUGGUGAUGUUUGUUUCCACUGUAACCGUGUUAUUGAAGGUGAUGUGGUUUCUGCCCUUAAUAAAGCCUGGUGCGUGAACUGUUUUGCCUGUUCUACCUGUAACACUAAAUUAACACUCAAGAAUAAGUUUGUGGAGUUUGACAUGAAGCCAGUUUGUAAGAAGUGCUAUGAGAAGUUUCCACUGGAGCUGAAGAAAAGACUUAAGAAACUAUCUGAGACCUUAGGGAGGAAAUAAUUGCCUUUAUUUUACUUUUUUGCUUCUAUGCAAAGAUAAGAAAUCAACAACAUGACUUGACUUGAUCCAUCUUUAUUUAAACUGUAUCUCAAAAGAGUUGAGACUGAGGGGGACUUAAAUGUAUGGUUUUCUUCAUCUCUUUUUUUUUUUCCUCAUUAAAAAAGAAAAAAAAUGUUUGUGUCAUGUAUUUAAAACACAGCUGACAUCAGGAUUUGCCUUUGUUAAUCCUUAUCAAUUUAUUGACAUAUACACUGUACUUAAUAGCAAAAAUCACAUAAUUAAAUGUUAAUUAAGGUCUAAAAAAUUAACUAUAACUUGGUAAAAUGAAAGUAAGGAGUCAGCUUUUACAUGACUCAGAUAAAAAACAAUAUAAACAUUUUUUUACUUUGUAUUCAAAAGAAAAUCAUUUCCAACUGCUGUUGGGAGGAAAUAUGGGAAAGAAAAAUAACCCACCAAGAAAAACAAACCUUACACAAACUUAGCAUGUUGAUCAGAUUAAUAGCUGUAAAGUGGACAAGAAACACGUAUUCAGAACUACUUGAUUUUGUUACAUUUUGGUUACAUGCAGUACUUAUUAUGCUUAGUUUUAUAUGUUGUUCUUGUGAACUUCUUCCUUCAUAUAAAUACUUAACAAUAGUCAUAGCUAAUUAAUAGUAUGCCUUUUUAAAUUUUGUGCAAAAAUUUUAUACCUGAUAUUUGAAAAUACAGUGUACUUUACAAUAGUGGACAAAAUGAAGUAUUUUUUAAUGUAUUAGAGCAAAUAUGCCUUUAAGUUUAAUGUCAAAGAUGUAGACUUACAGUAGGACAUGAAAUUAAAUUUUAUGCAGCUUGAAAUAUAUCACUUAAAACGUGUGUGUAUAUGUAUUGGUCAUAUUGCCUUUAUAACCACACUAAUAUCUGUGCUUUAUACAUAAUCAAAUUUGCCUUGCCUUAGAAAAACACAUACUUUAAUCAAGAAUUCUAGAUGUUUGGUACAAUACCAACUAAAAAUAAGUGCAUCGAUUGGGAUUUGUAAACACAAAUUCGUUUAUCACAGCACUGCUGAUUUUUUUUUUCUUCUCAGUUUGUUGGAGAAACCCGUUAAAAUUAAUUUCUGUCAUCUUAUUAGGGAGAAUAAUGUUGAUAUGUAAUUGUUUCAGGUUUUCUAUUUCGAAUCUCAUAAUUAAUUGGAUUUUAUUUAGUAUAAGUAAGAGCUGUAAAUGACACUUUGAAAUUGGAAGAGAGAUGUCAAAAGUGUUAAUUUUAGGUCAGAAGUAGUGAAUUAUUCUACUUUAUAAAAAAUUUUACCCCAAAGUUCCAGGACCAUUCUUUGUGGAUAAGCUUGUUGUGCAAAGCAAAAGCUUUAGGGACAUUUUUAAAAUGUUGCUGCUGCUAUGUUAGUGUUUAAAAAGAAAGUUACCAAGAUGGGCCUCUAAAAGGAAAACUGCUGAUUUUUCCAAAUAUUGCUGAAAAUACUGUUUUGCCAUAAAAAAAAUCUCAGGAUGCUACCACUCUGCCAUUAAAAUAUUUAUAUGCAUGCAUUUUUUUAAAUUUGUGCAUGCACUUUACAGAGUAAAUUCUGUUUCUGUUUUCAAACAGGUUAUUUUUUAAUGUUCUUUUAGAAUUCAAAGAAUUUGAUUGAAAUUAAUAACAUAUUUUAAGAUUGUACAUGUUCAGUAGUUUGAAACGAUCUUUGCAUUUGACGGUAAGAAUCAAAAUCCCUUCCGUGUGCCUUUGUCAGCUAAUAUAUGACCAGCAAUGAAAACCUUGAAAGUAUUUAUUAAGUAUUAUACUAUGGAUGUAGGCAAAAUAGGAUAGUAUAGGGUCUUGAUGGUAAAUUCACCCCUACACAAAAAUACAAAGCAGAAAAGCCUUUACCUAUAUUCUUAACCACUUUGAAGAUGCAUGGACUGAACUCAACUGCUUUGCUUAUGUAUCUUACAUAGCUAGGCAUCUUCUGUGGCCAGAGGUCCAAUGCUUUCUUUGCUCAGUCCUUUCUUAAAAUGUGAAUUGAUGUUUCUUAGAAGUUUGACUUGUUAAGUCCCUAACACCUUAGGGUAGUUUAUCUAGAUACAGAACAUCAUUAGAGCCCUUACAUGUGGGAAAGAAAGAAGUUGAAAAGUUACAAAUGGAAUAGAAGACAAACUUGGUCAGUUUCAUAAUGUUUUUUGUGGGGCUUGCCCUGGCUACUGAAAAACUCAUGCCAGUUAGCAUCUCUUUAUUGGAAGUCCUACAUGACAAUAUGAAAUGAUUUUUUUUUUUUGUUUACACCUAAUUUCCAAGUGCUCAUUUUCUUAGCAAGCCUAAUAUUAUUGGGAAUAACGUCUUGGUACAAUUAAAACAUUCUUUGGAUCAUACUCAAAGCCCUAUUAACACUGCACCUGAAGUAAUGUUAUCUUGCCUCAAUCAUUUGCCAAAAUAGCCAUUUGUAAGUUAUGGGUGUUUUGAGGUAUUUCAUUUUAGAUUGUACGCUUAAUGGCAAGGAUACUAUAUCAAUAAUUAUGUUUUUAUAUAGCAACGAAUGCAGUAUACUCUUGGUGCUUAAUAAAUGUUCAUAAUUAUUAACCAUAA
Molecule: messenger RNA, 3848 nt
Organism: Trichechus manatus latirostris (Florida manatee)
Lineage: Eukaryota; Metazoa; Chordata; Mammalia; Sirenia; Trichechidae
Gene: LIMS1
Product: LIM zinc finger domain containing 1
Exons: 10
Coding region: 321-1298 (325 amino acids)
Biological process (GO): positive regulation of substrate adhesion-dependent cell spreading; cell-cell junction organization; positive regulation of integrin-mediated signaling pathway
Cellular component (GO): focal adhesion; cell-cell junction; cytoplasm
Source: RefSeq, a predicted model, not a curated record